Theobroma umbraticum is the source of this 1116-nucleotide messenger RNA. Lineage: Eukaryota; Viridiplantae; Streptophyta; Magnoliopsida; Malvales; Malvaceae. The record is from RefSeq and is a predicted model, not a curated record.
AUGGUCGAGGUCCCGGUCAACACCGCCUACAAGGGCGACUUCCUCGCCCACGUCCUCAACGACUCUCGGGCCUCGACCCUCGUCGUCGAGGACGCCUACGUCGAGCGGAUCGCCCGCGUCGCCGGUGAUCUCACCGCGCUGCGCACCCUCGUCGUCCGCGGCGACCCGGCCGCCGCCGAGGGGCUGCCGCUGCGGGUCGUCGGCCUCGACGAGGUCGUCUCGGCCGCCCCGCUGCCCGCGGUGGACGUCGACGCCGGCGAGCUCGCCGCACUCGGCUACACCUCGGGGACCACGGGCCGCUCCAAGGGAGUGAUGAUCUCCCACGCCCACGCGUACACCUACGCGUCGCGCGAGGACCAGGACCGGCCGCGUCGCGGCGACCGCAUGCUGGUCACCCUUCCGCUCUUCCACAUCGCCGGGCUGUGGUUCGGCGUCUACCAGGGGCUGAUCCACCGGUGCCGGGUCGUCCUCGAGCCGGGCUUCUCGGUGAGCCGCUUCUGGCCCACGGUGCGCGAGCACGACAUCACCGUCACCGUCAUGCUCGGGGCGAUGGCCGAGCUGCUCGGACAGGCCGAGGCGGCGAGCGACGACGCCGACAACCCCCUCGAGCUGGCGAUCAUGGCGCCGCUGGCGAGCGAUGUCGUCGGCUUCGCCGAGCGUUUCGGGAUCGACCUCGCGGCGGUGUACGGGAUGAGCGAGAUCGGCUGCGUGCUGGUCGGGCCCCCGGACUCCGUCGUCGGCGGGGAGUGCGGCUUCGCGCGGCCCGGGUACGACCUCGCGCUGGUGGGCCCCGACGGUGCGGAGGUCCCGACCGGCGCCGUCGGCGAGCUGUGGGUGCGCCCCGAGGACCCGCGCCUGGUCAUGCGGGGAUACCACGGGCUGCCGGAGAAGACCGCGGAGACCAUGGUCGAGGGGUGGGUGCACACCGGCGACGCGUUCCGCCGCGACGAGCACGGCCGCUUCUUCUUCGCCGACCGGAUGAAGGACGCGUUGCGCCGCAGCGGGGAGAACGUCUCCAGCUUCGAGGUGGAGCGCGUCGUCAACGAGCACCCCGACGUCGGGGAGAGCGCGGUCGUGGCCGUGCCCUCCGACCUGGCCGAGGACGAGAUCAAGGCG